Messenger RNA from Colletotrichum truncatum, 1350 nucleotides. Its product is annotated as salicylate 1-monooxygenase SalA. Gene Ontology annotation, molecular function: FAD binding. The record is from RefSeq and is a predicted model, not a curated record. Gene Ontology annotation, biological process: secondary metabolite biosynthetic process. NCBI's taxonomy places the organism in Eukaryota, Fungi, Ascomycota, Sordariomycetes, Glomerellales, Glomerellaceae.
AUGGCAAACAGCAACAACAACGGCAACGGUGUUGCGCCCUCUCUCGAGGUCGCCAUCGUGGGCGGUGGCGUAGUCGGCGUCAUCACGGCACUCGGUCUCCGUCGUCGCGGUAUCAAAGCAGUUAUUUACGAGCGAGCACCUACCUGGCAUGAAGUUAGCGCUGGAUUUGCAUUCACAGGCGCAGCACGGGUUUGGAUGGAGAUGUUGGAUCCUGCUCUCGUCGAACUCUUGGGCAACAUCAGCCAGAAGACGGACGCCAACACGAGCAACGCCUACUGGAAUGGCUACCACCCGCGAACCCGGGAGGAAUCUGAGGAUGAGUCAAAGUCUUUGCUCUUCCGGACGCCAACCAAUAACCUCAGCUUCUGGGGUUGCGUACGCUCGCAGUUCCUGCAAGGGAUGGCGGACCUUCUUCCUGAAGGUGCGGCAAAGUUUGGCAAGCAGCUUGUGAGCUACGACGACGACCACGAGAGCGGAAAGGUCGUGCUUCACUUUGACGACGGCAGCACAGCCGAGGCCGAUGUAUUGCUUGGCUGCGACGGUAUCCAUUCGGCCACCCGGAAAUUCAUGUUGGGGGCCGACCAUCCCGCAAGCCGGCCGGGCUUUAGUCACACUGUCGUCUACCGUACCAUGGUACCUAUCGAAGAGGGGAUUGCAGCCCUUGGCAACAAAGUUGCGAAGUGCGCCUGCAAUCACUUGGGUCCAAAUGCAGACCUGUUGGUGUAUCCGGUCAUGUCCGGAACUCUGCUCAACAUUGCCGUCUUCGCUUACGAAGAGUCGGAGUUUCCCGACCCGGACAAAAUGAUAGUUCCGGCAGAGCGUGAAGAGAUCAAGGAGCUUUUCAAGGGUUGGAGUCCCCAGGUCGCCGACAUUUGGAAGCUCUAUCCGGAGAAGCUAGUGAAGUGGGGGAUCUUUGAUCUGGAAAAUAACCCGCCCCCCACGUAUGCAACUGGCCGCGCCUGUCUUGUCGGCGAUGCCGCGCACGCCAGCACGCCGUACAUGGGGGUCGGCGCUUGCACCGGUGUUGAGGACUCCCUUGUCAUCUGUACGCUCCUGGAGUCCGUGCAGCAGAAGGCACUCAGUGGCGAUGAGCUGCGAGAGGCGUUGGCAAAAGCGCUGCAGACUUACAAUAGCGCAAGACUGGAGCGUGGCCGAUGGAUCCAUCACCACUCGCGCCAGAUGGGCCAGAUGUAUCACUGGCGAUACGGCCCUACCGGACGCGAUCCGCAGCGCAUGAAGCAGAAGUUGGAGGAGAACUGGGGCAAGGUUGUGAGCUACGAUAUUUUCGCACCUUUGGAGCCUGAAAUACGCGAGUUGGCAAUGAGUCAUUCCGCUGUGGCUGUUGCCUGA